AUGCCACGCCAGACCAAGAAGCCUGAGGAUAAGAAGGUCUCUGUCGCCCCUGCUACCAUGAUUCCAACCCCUACUGCUGGGGUUAUUCCUCAACCACCCAUCAUUCCCCUCGGCGUCGGCCAGCGCGUCGUCGACAACGAGAGCUUCCUUCGGGUUCGCGACUCGGCUGUCGGCCGUCUGAGCACCAUCCUCGAGCUGCUGCGCUCCUUCACCCAGGACUACAUCCGCCAAACAAACCUCCUCCUGGGCGAGCACACCGCCGAGGGCCAUGGCGACCUGCUCAGCACCUUUGAGAGCGCCGCCGCCUCCCUCAUGAUGCCCAUCGCCGCCGAGAUGGGCCUCCACGUGGAGAAGAAGGAGCGCAAGAAGCGCACCCACGACCCCAACGCCCCCAAGCGGCCCCUGACGCCCUACUUCCUCUACAUGCAGCACGCGCGGUCCAUCAUCGCCAAUGACCUCGGCGCCGAGGCCCCCAAGGGCGCCGUCCAGGAGGAGGGCCAGCGCCGCUGGGCCAACAUGAGCCCGACCGAGAAGAGGGGCUGGAACGCGGCCUACCAGUACAACCUCCGCCUGUACAACGCCCGCGUCCACUCGUACAAGCACGGCAACCCCAACGCCAAGAACAUGUCGGACGAGGAGGCUCUCAAGUACGCCGACGACUACCAGAUCCCCAUGCCGUCCAUCAAGGAGGACCCGGCGGCCGAGGCCCCCGUCGACGACCACGACGCCAUUGAGGAGCAGCUCCAGGACGAGGCCAAGACGCCCAAGAAGUCCACGUCCCGCAAGCGCAAGACGGCCACGCCGGCGGCCGACACCACCAUCAUGGACACGGCCAAGGCCACUCCCGCCAGCCCGGACAAGAAGAGAAGACGCUCUGCCAAGGCCCUGGAGGACAAGGAGGAGCCCAAAAAGUCGUCCCGCAAGAAGAAGAGCUCCUAG
Messenger RNA from Ustilaginoidea virens, 939 nucleotides. RefSeq lists its product as uncharacterized. NCBI's taxonomy places the organism in Eukaryota, Fungi, Ascomycota, Sordariomycetes, Hypocreales, Clavicipitaceae. The record is from RefSeq and is a predicted model, not a curated record. Bases 1 to 939 code for a protein of 312 amino acids. The transcript has 2 exons.